This is a messenger RNA of Talpa occidentalis (Iberian mole), 1160 nucleotides long. RefSeq names its product serpin B4-like. The coding region runs from base 1 to 1131 and encodes 376 amino acids. The record is from RefSeq and is a predicted model, not a curated record. Gene Ontology annotation, biological process: negative regulation of endopeptidase activity. The transcript is spliced from 7 exons. Lineage: Eukaryota; Metazoa; Chordata; Mammalia; Eulipotyphla; Talpidae. Gene Ontology annotation, molecular function: serine-type endopeptidase inhibitor activity.
AUGAGCUCACUCAGGUGUGAGUUUGCUGUCAAUCUAUUCCAACAGAUGAGAAAGUCAGAGGAGGGAAAUAUUUCCGUUUCUCCCCUCAGUAUUGCAUCAGGCUUAACCAUGAUCUGCUUAGGGUGCAAAGAAAAAACUUCAUCAGAAAUUCAGGAGGUCCUUUACCUUAAGGAAAAUGAAAGAUCCAAGGUUGAAAAGUUGGAAAAUGUACAUCUUCACUUUCAAAAAUUUCUGGCUAAAGAAAAUCAGCCCAAUGGUGCCUAUAAGCUAAAGAUCGCCAACAAGCUCUAUGGAGAUCAGAAGAUUCAGUUUAAUCAGGAAUUCUUGGAAAACAUUAAGAAAUUUUACCUAGCCAGCUUGGAAGCUGCCAAUUUUACAAAUGCUGCAGAAGAAAGUCAAAAGACAAUUAAUUCCUGGAUGGAAAGUCAAACAAACGGCAAGAUUGUUUUUCCUAAAGGUUCUCUGAGCAACACCACUCUCCUGGUUCUGGCGGAUAUAGCCUAUUUCACAGGAGAAUGGGACAAGAAAUUUGAUGGGAAAAUGACUGAACAGGGUGAAUUUUGGCUAGCCAAGGAUAAGAGCAAACGUGUGCAGAUGAUUAAACAAACCAACUCCUUUAAUUUCUCCUCACUGGAAGACUUGAAAGUGAAGAUCCUGGAAAUCCCAUACAAAGACAAAGAACUAAGCCUGGUGUUGCUUCUGCCCAAUGAAGUAGAUGGUCUGAAAAAGCUGGAAGACAACCUCACCCCUGAGAAACUAACGGAGUGGACGAGCCCCCAGAAAAUGAGCCAGAGGCAGGUGAGCGUGUGCCUACCUCGGUUCAAAACGGAGGGAUACUAUGACCUCAAGGCCAUGCUGAUGGCCAUGGGGAUGGUGAGCGCCUUCAGCGCCCACGAUGCCAACUUGGCCGGCAUGACAGGAAGCAAAGGUCUCACCCUGUCUGCUGUCCUCCACAAGUGCUUUGUGGAGGUGACAGAGGGCAAGGAGGCUGCAGCCACCACCAGGGCUGAGGCGAGCGCAGAGUCCGCACAGGCCUCUGAAAGCUUCUGCUGUGAUCACCCCUUCCUGUUCUUCAUCAAGCACCGUGGGCUCAAGAGUGUCUUCUUCUUUGGCAGAGUCUCUUCCCCUUAGGCUCGACGGGUGGCCACUAUUUUAGAGAG